Molecule: messenger RNA, 345 nt
Organism: Symbiodinium necroappetens
Lineage: Eukaryota; Dinophyceae; Suessiales; Symbiodiniaceae
Source: the annotation of a GenBank genome assembly
GAUGACUACUUCGACGAGGGACGCCUGGCCCCACCUGAGGACUACCCGCCCCUGCCGCGAGCUCCUCCUUUUGCACCACCAGGGGCAGAGGCGGUUCCGGGUCCCAACGAAGAGUUCGAAGCGGAGCGCAUGCCGUACGAGACCAUGCAGGUUGACCACCCUGUGGAUCCCGUGCAGCUCACAUCCUAUGACAACGACUGGCUCGUGGAGCAUCUGACACCCAGGCUACGGGACUUUAUCAUUUCCCGAUUCCAGCCGGAUCUCAUCACCGAGCCUAAAUUCGUUGCUUCCAUCGGCAAGUACGUCAGCGCGAAGUAUCUGCAGACAUCCGGGAGCUUCGUCUCG